GUUUACUUAUUUAAAUUCUGUUAAUCAUUGUAUGAUCAUUGUUUUGUCUGUUAUGUAGAAUUUGUGUAUGGAAUGAUAUUCAGUUUUACAAAUUCGGCCAAAAUUUCGCUUUAGAAACAUGAAUAAUUCUGUCGAAAAAGAUGAUUUAUUGAUCCAGAUUAAAGAUAUAUUGCGUAAACAAGAAGUUAAAUUAUGGCUUACACCUUAUUAUACCGACGAAGGGACGUCUGAAGCUAAUUUAAAGAAUUUAAGCAAAGUAAUAAGCGAAACUUUAUCGUUAUCAAUAGACACUUGCCUUGAAAUUGUAAAAGAAUUGCAAGUAAAUUCGCUGGAAAAUUUAAAACAAAGAAAUCGCUUUCAAGAUUCUGGACUUGCCACCUUAAAAAUUAAAAUUGUGAGUCAGGGAAAACCACCUAGAAUAUUAAUUAAAGAGAUGAUGUUAAGCUGUAGAGGAUGUGAAUUAAGAGAAAAAAUAUGUCAAGAUGUUAGUAUUGAGCCAGAUAAGAUAAAAUUAAUAUCUGCAGGAAAAGUUCUGUUAUGUGAUGAAUGUCUACGAAAUCAAGGGGUUAAAAAUGGACAACAAAUUUUAGCAAUUCUUCUAUCAGAAACACCUAACGAGGCAGAAAAGAAUGAAAAUAAAAUUAAGGAAUUGGAAAGCGUCAAGACAGACUCUCAACUACUAGCAUUAGAUAAUGAUUAUAUGAUGUUAGAAGAUCAGUUUGGUAAUCCAAUUAAAAUACCUAAUAAUGAAAGGAAAGCUUUGAUAGUGGCAAUGACUUUACAUGAAAAGGGAAGAGCUGCAUUAAAAAGAGAAGAUUAUUCUACAGCUUUAGUUUUCUAUCUUGAAGCUGACCAUGAAUUUAGAAAUUGCAGCUCAGGUUUGUUGAGUUCUGUGGAUAAUUAUGCCUUGUUAGACCUAGAUAUUGCUUGGUGUUACUUAUGUCUUCAGAGUUUUUCGCAUCUUCCCGAAGCCGAAGAAAGAUUACAGAAAUGCCACGAGAAAUUUCAGAAAACAUACGGCUCCAAUAUGGAAAGACUUAUUGCUGUUAAGGGUUCAUCAGGCAAUGAAGCAUGUUUGUUGGCCAGAUUGCAUCUCUUACAAGCAGUCGUACUAUACCACCAAAAUAAAAGAUCUGAAUCUCUAGUAUUAUUAAAAGCAGUACAGCAAGAACUGUUAAAGUUAAAAGUAGAUGAAAACAGUAUUACAGCUUUGAUAGAACUAGGAUAUUCAACUGCCGAGGCUCGAGUUGGAUUGAGAGCUGUUGGAGGUGAUGUCAACUUGGCUGCAAAUUAUAUUGAUGAAAACAGACAAAAAAGAUAUGAAAGUAGAAAAAAGGCUAAAGCAGAGAAAAUUCUUGAAAAAGAGAGAAAAAAACUUGGCUUAUGUGCUGAUGGGAAACAAUAUGUUGAUCCGAAUUUCAUGAAAAUUUUGGUCAAUAUGGGUUAUAAUAAAGAGGUGGCUAGAAUUGCUCUGAAAAAAUGCAAUAAUGUAAUAUCAGACAGCAUACAACAUAUACAGGAGAAUCCAGUACCUGGACCCAGCGAGUCUAAAAGUAUGGAAUUUUUAGCAUUAAUAGAAGAUUUAGUACCGCAGUUAGUCGAGGCCGGAUUUGAUCCACGAAUGGCUAAAAUAGCCCUUCUAAGACAUAAUGGUGAUAUAACGAAAUCAGCAGAAGAAUUAUUACUUAAUGAUGGUGUCGUGCCUGGUGACUUAUCCGAGUUUAAUAUUAGUUCAGAAAGCAUAGAACAGAUUAAGAAAAGAAAGAUAGAGGAAGAAGAAAAAGAAAGAGCUUUUGAAAGGCUAAAGGAAGACAUUUCAAUAGUAGAUGAUGACCACCUAGACAUUAACUUGGCACAGGAAGAGUUAUUUCUUAAUCAGUAUUUGUCUUUGUUAGAAAGAAAGUAAACAAACGAUAUUGUUGAUCAACUGCAAAAAGUACUGUCUGUAUUGUCCAUAUAUAAAAUGAUAUAAAAUAUG
Sitophilus oryzae (rice weevil) is the source of this 1978-nucleotide messenger RNA. Its product is annotated as NEDD8 ultimate buster 1-like. Gene Ontology annotation, molecular function: protein binding. Gene Ontology annotation, biological process: regulation of ubiquitin-dependent protein catabolic process. The record is from RefSeq and is a predicted model, not a curated record. The transcript has 10 exons. The coding region runs from base 119 to 1906 and encodes 595 amino acids. Lineage: Eukaryota; Metazoa; Arthropoda; Insecta; Coleoptera; Curculionidae.